AUGGAGAAUUUACCGCCAAACGCUCGUCGAGCUGAGGAUCGAGAAGGAUCUGUACAUCUCGAUCCACAUCGUGAGCAUAUCCGGCGGGAAGAAAAUACAGCUUUUAAUCCGCAUCAGGAAAGGCAUAAUCGCGAACAGGAUAUGGAGUUUGAUUGUCAUAAGAUUAACUCACCGUGGCAGAAAAAGUUCACUAAGGAAAGGUCAUUCGAUCCACCUUAUCGGCCUUCAAUGGCUACAUAUGAUUAUAGGAGUUCGGAAAGAAGAUCUACAGAUCAAAGAGUCGUCACGAGGUUUGAAAAAGAGAAUGAGGCCCUCCGUUCGGCAGCGCAGAUGGUUGAUUCGCCGUUUACUAACGAGAUCCUGAAUGCUCCAAGCCUGAGGAAGUUUUCUAUGCCUGCUUUCAUUCUGUUCGACAGAACGACCGAUCCAAUUGAUCAUGUAUACCACAUUCAGUUGAAGAUGGCACUGAAGAUAGAGAAUAAUCCUUUGAUGUGCAAAUGUUUUCCUACAAGCUUAGCCGGACCAGCGCUCAACUGGUUCAAGAACCUGCCAAGGGGCUCAGUGGACAGUUUCCGUAGUUUGUGUGAUCGGUUCAUAGGCCAGUACUAUGGGAAUAAGCGCCCGGCAAAAGAUAUCUCUAGUUUGUUCACCAUGAAACAGCAUGAUGAUGAACGUCUCCAAGCUUUUCUUACCAGGUUUAACCUAACCAAAAGCAUGGUGAUAGAGUGUCAUCCUUCCGCAGCAGUUCAAACGUUCAAGUUAGCAAUGACCCGAGGGACACCGUUCUAUACCAGUCUGGUGGUGAACACGCCGAAGACAAUGGACGAGCUAAAUGAGAGAGCUGAUGGUUUUGUGCGCCUAGAAGAGGAAGAAGCAGCUAAUGCUGGGAAGACAUCUAUCAUCUCCACGGAAGAGAAGUCCAAAGUGAAGAUACGACAGAAGCAAGUUCCUACGCAGUGUCAGACCUCCUGGAAGGCAGAGAAAGGACCUAGGGAGGAUGUUUUGGUUACUCCAUUCAAAGUUACACUGGCAAGGCUGUACCAAGAGAACAAAGAUAAGUUUCACCCUCCCUUGCCAAUUAGACAACCUCUUGAGCAGAGGGAUCAAUCUAAACAUUGUGCUUUUCAUUGUGAUUUUGGUCAUCAGACUAAUGAAUGCAGAAACUUAAGGAGACAAGUGGAGAUGCUGAUCGCUAGGGGAGAGUUUGCAAGAUACGUGCAAGGGCCAGCACAGGAGCAGAGUUGA
Cornus florida is the source of this 1245-nucleotide messenger RNA. RefSeq lists its product as uncharacterized. Lineage: Eukaryota; Viridiplantae; Streptophyta; Magnoliopsida; Cornales; Cornaceae. Bases 1 to 1245 code for a protein of 414 amino acids. The transcript has a single exon. The record is from RefSeq and is a predicted model, not a curated record.